Suhomyces tanzawaensis NRRL Y-17324 is the source of this 558-nucleotide messenger RNA. RefSeq lists its product as uncharacterized. The transcript has a single exon. Bases 1 to 558 code for a protein of 185 amino acids. Lineage: Eukaryota; Fungi; Ascomycota; Pichiomycetes; Serinales; Debaryomycetaceae. The record is from RefSeq and is a predicted model, not a curated record.
AUGCCAUACUCGACAGGAAGGGGUGGUGCUGGUAACAUCCAGUCAUCACCAAGCAUAUCGUCUCAUCAGCAUGAAUCUACCGAUUCCCAGCCACGAAACCCAAUCUCCCCUUCUAGCUCUCAAGAGGGGUCAGGGCACAAGAAGAUUUACUACUCUACAGGUAGAGGAGGUGCCGGCAACAUACAAAAGUCAGACUCGGCCCCAUCGCCAAAGUUGGUUCCUCAAGGAAGCAAUACCCCAAAGUUGCACACUGACAAAGUAUCUACCGGUAGAGGCGGAUACGGGAAUAUGGUCAGCAAUGAUGAUCCUGAGUUGACUCGCAAGUUGCAGGAUGUCGAUGGUCCCAGCAAGGACGACUUGCAUGCCGUGGCUUCGAACAAAUCAUUUUCCGUUGGAAGAGGAGGCUUCGGAAACGUGAUAUCCAAGACGAGAUCGGGUGCCAGCAGUCAGGGGCUGAGUGAAAACCACUUAUACACCAUCACCAGUCACGGAGAAAAGUUGAAGAAGGAUAAGAAGAAGGGGAUUUUCGGAAAGAUAAAGGAAGUUUUCAACACCUAA